AUGGCGAUCAUUUGGGAAUGGCUACGUCAAAUUUGGAUUCCGACAUCGGUUGCACGUUUAGCUGAAGCUGAACGACGUGUAUUAUCAGUUGUUCGUUAUCCAUUUGAACAAAAUCAAAUAUCAAUUGGUGAUAAUUUAACAAUAAAUACAAUUCAUACACAUAAUCCAAAAGCAAAAACAACAAAUAAAAGGUCACCUCUAGUACUUUUACAUGGUUUUGGUGCUGGUGUUGGUUUUUGGUUACUUAAUUUUGAUGCAUUAGCUGAACAACAUGAACAUGUUUACGCAAUUGAUUUACUUGGCUGUGGACGAUCAUCAAGACCAGGCUUUAGUGCUAAAACAUCAGAAGAAGCUGAACAAUUUUUUGUCGAUGCACUUGAACGAUGGAGAAUUCAAGUUAAUCUUGACAAAAUGAUUUUACUUGGACAUUCAUUUGGUGCUUAUAUAGGUUCAUCAUAUUCGAUGGCAUUUCCAUCACGUGUUUCACAUUUAAUACUAGCUUCUCCUGUUGGUGUACCUAAAGAAACUCUUGGAGCUGAACCACCUGGUCGUCAACGUACAGGAAUAGGAUUUCGUCUUAUACGUAAUUUAAUGUUAUUUCUAUGGAAUCGUGGUUGUACACCUUUAUCUGUUGUUCGACUGAUUGGUCCAAUGGGUCCACGACCAGUAAAUGCAUAUGUAACACGACGAUUUCAAGUAGGACCAGCUGUCGAAGACACACCACCAGCUACAAGCGAAGCUGGUCUUGAAACAUCAGUAGCACUUGCUGAUCAAAUUGAUAAAGGAAAAAUAAAAUUACCAAAAGAGGAUGUAGCAAAAUAUCUUUAUCAUUUAUGUGCUCAACCAGGUAGUGGCGAAUUUGCUUUGACUCGUAUUCUUAAAUCAAAUGUUAUGGCACAUCACCCAUUAGAAAGUCGUUUAGCUGAUUCUAAUAUUCCACGUGUAACAUUUUUUUAUGGUGAUCAUGAUUGGAUGGAUACAGAAGCUGGUAAAAGAACAGUUGAAUUACUAAAUCAACGUUCAGGAGGUUCAAAUUCAGCUCGACUUAUUAUUAUUCCUCGUGCUGGUCAUCAAAUGAUGAUUGAUAAUCCUGAUGGAUUUCAUGAUGCUGUUCGACAAGCUUUAGAAGAUCAUGAAGAAUAG
Molecule: messenger RNA, 1143 nt
Organism: Adineta steineri
Lineage: Eukaryota; Metazoa; Rotifera; Eurotatoria; Adinetida; Adinetidae
Source: the annotation of a GenBank genome assembly